Messenger RNA from Zalophus californianus (California sea lion), 1939 nucleotides. It is a transcript of the gene HINT3, whose product is annotated as histidine triad nucleotide binding protein 3. Bases 175 to 723 code for a protein of 182 amino acids. The record is from RefSeq and is a predicted model, not a curated record. NCBI's taxonomy places the organism in Eukaryota, Metazoa, Chordata, Mammalia, Carnivora, Otariidae. Gene Ontology annotation, molecular function: catalytic activity. The transcript is spliced from 5 exons.
AGCGAUCACUGCGUCGCAGUCACAGCUUGGAUCAGCGCGUGCGCCCAACUCCCAGCCCUUCCCAGCGGCAGGCGAAGGGCGACGCUUUCAGGUAAAACUAAGCAGCUGCAGGAGGCGGACCAGGGUCCGCGGUGCAGGAGCAGUCAAGGUUCUUGGCCACCUUGGGGCAGUACGAUGGCGGAGGAGCCGAAGCGCGGUAGCGUGGAGUCCGAGCCUGGUUUUGAGGCAGUGGAGUCUACAGAAUCUAAGGUGUCUUCAUCGAAGACUACCGAUGUUGUCGCACGGUCAUCGAAGGAGGAGGACUACAGUAGCAAGUGCGUGUUCUGCCGGAUCGCGGGACAGCAGGAACCCGGCACCGAGCUCCUGUACUGCGAGAAUGAAGACCUAGUUUGCUUCAAAGAUAUCAGACCAGCAGCACCUCAUCAUUAUCUUGUGGUACCAAAGAAGCAUCUUGGAAACUGUAGAGAGCUACAGAAGGAUCACAUAGAACUGGUUGAGAGCAUGGUAACUGUUGGAAAAACCAUUCUUGAAAGGAAUAAUUUCACUGACUUCAAAAAUGCGAGAAUGGGUUUCCACAUGCCGCCAUUCUGUUCCAUCUCCCACUUGCACCUUCAUGUGCUGGCGCCUGUCAAUCAACUUGGCUUCUUAUCAAAAUUAGUCUAUAGAGUGAAUUCCUAUUGGUUUAUCACAGCCGACUGUUUGAUUGAAAAACUAAGAACAUGAAAAUGUCAACAGUGGAAGAUUUUCCUAAUGUUGGCUCAACAUAAACUAAUAUUUUGGUCCUUUUGAAGUCUAAUUACAGUUGUAAGGUUCAUUGGGUUUUAUGAGAGGCUAUUACUGGUUAGCCUUAAAUCUUUUCUGAAUGUCUGUUUCCUGAGAUAUGUGAUACAAUUCCAUGGAUACUUUGUCAUUGACUUCUUUGUUUUAAUGGUUACUCAUUUAAGAUAUAAGAUACUAUAUGUAAAAUCCCAUUAAAACAAAUCCCAUUAAUCAGGAAGGGCUAUUUUUUUUUAAAGUUUAAAUAUUUUCAUUUCUCCAUAGUCUAUUAUAAUAGUGACUUAUUUAUGAAGAAUAAACUGGUAUAGAAAGUACUUUAUUGGAACCUUUGUUACUAUGAAGGGGAAAAAGAAAUUAACCAUUUCUUGACAGUUAUAUAACACACAAAAUUUCAAAAUGAAGAGUACCAUACUACAUAGUGAUUUCUGUUCUUGUUGAUGGAAAGAAUUGUAUAUGUGUCACUUUUUACUCAGAUUUGAGAUGCUAGUUUUCACUUCUUGAAGCCUAACAUUUUUGUGAUAAAUUGUUCCUUAAAGCUAUAUAAUAUACACAAGGUAAAUUCUAAUGGUGAAUUUACAAGAACAAGCAAUUUGGCUAUCCAAGAGAAUUCACUGUCAUGACAUUUUACCUGUAAGAAUAUAAAUGGGGAAGAAACAUAAAAUGGUUAUAGUAAUGUAUUGAAAACUGGUGGAAAUUAUCGUUUUAUGGUUGGUAUAUUGUACCAAAGGAAAGGUAGAAUUAAAAAGUGAUUAGGCCUGGCUUUUAUCAUGAAGAAAUCCUGAUUUGAAAGUAGAGACAGAUAAGCUUGGAUGAGAAAAUUUAUUUUAAUAGCUCAAUGUUAGCAUUACUGAUACAUCAUUUCGUUAGACAUAUUUCUUUAGGGAUUGUGCUGAUCUACACUAACAAUAGUGAAUGUGAAUGAAGAGUAAGGUACUGAAACUAAUCCUACAUUGUGCCAGUGUAUAGUAACACCAUGUGCAUGAAUAUAAAUGAACACAAAGAUUAAAGUAUUGAUGUUAGAAGUAGGCUGAGAUGAUUAGUUUUCUUUCUUAUAUUCAGCAUGAUAUUAAACAUAGUUUUAGGGGCGCCUGGGUGGCUCAGUUGUUAAGCGUCUGCCUUCGGCUCAGGUCAUCAUCCCAGGGUCCUGAGAUCAAGCCCCGCA